CGAACCGGUCCUCGGCCCAGGAGUCGCCGCCGCCAUUCGAUGUGAGGGCGAGCUUUGCGCCGAUGCCGCGCUACGGCAAGCCAGCGCCGCCGGCCAUGGCGCCCAGUGUUGCACCAUCAUCAGGGCCAAGCAAGCAGGUGCUCGUCGAGGGGGACAGUGUGGCCGAGAGAGAAGCAACAGCGACGAGUAUCAAGAAACAGGAGCAGAAUGUGAAGCAGGAGAAGGAGGAGGCCAGCGACGACGACGACGACGACGACGACGGCCAGGGCAUCCACUACGCAGGCAUCCAGUGGAAGGGCAAGACGGCGCAUGCAGUCGAGCAGGAGAUGGAGGCCCUCGGCGACCGCACGGUGAUGAGCUAUGCGCCCGACGCAGUCUACCUCGCCAGCCGGCUCGAGGGCCUCAAGCGCAACCUCGAUGUCGGCGGCGAGCGCAUGAAGCGGUGGGCGUGGGAGGACUACGAGGACGAGUCGGACGAUGCCGACGACGCCGACGACGAGCGCGAGGAGUCGGCGACGACGCGGCCUGCGACGCCGCCCAGCCCCAUGAUGGUCCUCACCCCCGACGACGGCCAGACGACGACGACGCUCCUCGAUCCCACCGUCGACGCCGUGGACGCGGUCAGCGGUGGCACAGACGCGCGCGCCGCGCUACCCGCCGUGACGGUGACGGAGCAGGCCAUCGACCCCGACGCAAAGGCAGCGGCACUCGACUCGCGCGUCGAGAUUCGCACCCUGCGCAGGCCCGACCUCGAGCAGGUCCGCGAGCUGCACUGCUACCACGGCGACGGCGACAAGGUCGACACGGAGUCCUACACGACGUCUGCCGGCUUCCUUCUCCGGCUCCUUGUCGACGAGCACCACGUCUGCCUCGUCGCCGUGGCCAAGCCGCUGCCGGAGCCAGGGCAUAUGCCGACGGCCUUUUCGCCUGGAUGCCCACCGCCCUCGCUGGACAUGCCCCCAGCCAAGUCGCCCUUUCUCGUCGCUGCCGGGCCCACGAUGCUCGACCACCGCGGCGAGGCCGGGCCCAGGGCGAUGCUCCUCCCCUACGGCAAUGCGACGACGAGGGACAACCACGUGCCCGAGGCGACGGCGCCGCGCUCCUUUGGCGCCGGACCCAACUCGUCGUCGUCCAACAGCAUCGACGAUGAGGCCGUCCUGAGCGAUGACGACGACGACGAUGACGACGACGACGAUGAGGACAGUCUCUUCGAGUCCAAGAGGCGCCAGGCCCUUCUGCACGCGGCUGGCCGAAAAUCGCCCCGGGAGGCCUUUGGCAAGCGCAUGCUCGUCGUCCACGGCGCAGACCGUGCCGAUGUCGAGGGAGACCCCGAGGUUGAGCCGACGACAGACACGGAGAUGACAUCGCCGCCGCGCGAGUCGGAGAUCCAGGCGAUGCACGAGGCCGCCAGCAAGAGUCAGCAUGGCAAGAGCCUCCGCCGGCCGAGUGGCGGCAGGUCGAGCCGGUCGGCCGCCUUCUUCAAGAGCGUCCUCGCCGGCCCCACCCACGACGUCGCCCCUCCCAGGGCCGUCAGGGUCAUGGCGGCACCCCCACCCAACGGCCUGCCCAGGGACACCGAGGCGAUCCUCGGUGUUGCCUCGGCCAGGAUCAAGGUCGUGGCGCGGUCGCACGACGACGACAUCUUUUCGACGGGUGCAGGGAGCGCGUGGCCGGGCAUCGAGUCGUCGACUCACGAGCAGUCCAAGGUGACGCGCGAGGCACACAUCAUCACGCUCUCGGUCAACCCCAUGGAGCGCGGCCAAGGCUUGGGCGCCCGGCUGCUCGACCACCUCCUCGAGGAAUGCAAGCGACGCACGGCCGGCCCUCGUAAGACGGGCACUGGCGCCGACGAUGGCCGACGCCAGCACGACGACGCGCCCAUGCGCACCUUUCUCGAGGUGCACCCGUCCAACGAGUCGGCGCUGGGCUUGUACGAGUCGCGCGGCUUCCACCGCAUCCAGGGCAGAAAGGGCGUCGUCAAGGGCUUCUACCGCGGCGACGCCAGAAUACCGGCCAGCGUAAGGCUCCAGGUCGGCGGCGCCGAUGCCAUCCGGCUCGAGCGCCUCGAUCGGCCGUGAUUGUCUUUGUCGUCCCCUAGCAUAUACCCCGGGCUCCCUUGCUCAACACGCACACCUUCUUCCACUCACACACACACGCACACACUGUCCCGCUGUUUCACUUCAUGUAGCUAUCACCAUCAGAUUCACCGUUAAUAAUACUUAUUCAGAG
Messenger RNA from Acaromyces ingoldii, 2229 nucleotides. RefSeq lists its product as hypothetical. Gene Ontology annotation, molecular function: acyltransferase activity, transferring groups other than amino-acyl groups. NCBI's taxonomy places the organism in Eukaryota, Fungi, Basidiomycota, Exobasidiomycetes, Exobasidiales, Cryptobasidiaceae. The coding region runs from base 63 to 2078 and encodes 671 amino acids. The record is from RefSeq and is a predicted model, not a curated record. The transcript is spliced from 2 exons.